This is a messenger RNA of Phyllotreta striolata, 1065 nucleotides long. NCBI's taxonomy places the organism in Eukaryota, Metazoa, Arthropoda, Insecta, Coleoptera, Chrysomelidae. The record is from the annotation of a GenBank genome assembly.
UGUCAAACAGGUAGAAAAUUCAAAUUCAAAAACAUCGCACACACAUCAUUUAAUUUUCGGAUCGGGAUAAAUCUAAAUUAAAACAGUUAUUAACCAUCAUGUCUACCUCAUUUUUGUUCCAAGACGAAGAAUUCCUAGGAUGGUGGCCGUUCCUGAGAGAGUUCAUCUUAGCCCUAGGAUCAGAAAUCAUGGAAGAAAUCCAUUGCGUCGAACAAUUCUUCAUUAAGAUUAAAAGUCUAUAUGCGUUCGUAUCUCAGGUUUGUUUCUUCGUACUGGUCGAUUUGUUACUGGAAGAAAAUGAAAAUUUCGAUAACGAAAAGGGUGAUAAAAGCGUCGUGAUGGCGCUGACGAGCGUCCUCUUCUAUUCGGUCUUCGGUUACUUCGUGUCGAGGAUAAAGGACGUCUUCCACAGGCAGAGGUUCCAGUUGUUCAGGAGCUUCCUGACCAUCGAGCAUCUAGUCACGUGGAUAUUCAAGGUCAUUUUGGAAUGGGUCAAGGCCAUCGUGAUUGUGCUGUGUUUGAGGGAACAGGGUCUCAACUAUCAACCUAGCUUGUUGUACAGCAUUUUGACGUUUUUAUACUACCUUUGUUCGGAGAAAAUCUUCGUGGAAACUUUACCUGAUUUAUUUGAAAUGUUGAGUAUUGAAAAAUUCGAGAACCUGGAGCACCUGUACGUACCGAUGGCGAUGAAUUUCUUUACAGUACUAGCCGGUACUGUCGUUUCUACUUACUUUCUACUAGUACAAUACUCUAAUUUCGUAUUGCUUAGUGUAUAUUUCCUAGUUUACAUUCGAUUAAAAGAUAUAUAUUAUAAUUAUUGGAAAUUGUUGAUCGUCGAAAGGGAGAUUUUCCGGAGUUUUCGAAUCGCCACCAAGGAGGAAAUCGAUUCUUGGAACGACAUUUGCGCUGUCUGCUUGACCGCCAUGUCGCGGGCCAGGAUAACGCCUUGCAAUCAUCUAUUUCACUCGCACUGCUUGAAGCGGUGCCUGAAAUCGUCUCUCCUUUGUCCGCUGUGUAAAACGCAUUUUCUGGAUGGUAAUAGUGAAAUUAAAUUGUGAAAAAUAA